CGGCACGGCGGGAGUAGCCCGGCAGCAGCGGGACGAGCGGGACCGAAGCCUCUCACCUCGCUCGCUUCGCUCGGUCGAGGAGUCAGUCAGGUUUAGUCAGCCCCCAGAUCCAGGUCAACGCGUCAGCAAAUCAACAAUCAACCCACCUUACACUCACCGCCGAGGUAGUUGAACGUCUCUUGGCUCGAUGGGGUCGUCAGUGCUGACCCUGGAGCAGCUCCCGGACGACGUACUCUUGGUGGCGAUGCAUUUUGUGUCCGUGGAGGACGUCCUCUCCUGCCGCCUCGUGUGCAAGAGGCUCUGCGGCCUGGCUCUGCACCGGGACAUCUGGCGCCACCGAUCGGUCGCGGACGGCAAGUCCUGCACGGGUGCGGUGCUGCGCCUGGCUCCGUGCCUCAACAAGCUGACGGUCAAAAGCCGAGUCCCGACCCUCGCCGUGACCACGACCCGGUGCGCCGUGGCAAAUUUGGAACUGCUUCCAGACUACGAGCUUCAUCGGGAUCAGGUCCCAGAGUGCGUCCUGGCCUUGGCCUUAUCCGUGCGCAACCAGGAAGCCCUCGGGCGCCUCAGACGACUUAAGCUUGUCAUCUAUUUACCCAGUGCCGACGCGCUGUUGAGGAUGGUUGCGUCGUGUUCCCACCUGGAGUCGCUCACGGUGAUCGGCAACCGCGGUAUCAGGCACCCCGUUUUGAACGGGCCGCCCGUGCCAUCUCUCAGGGAAUUCCAGUGUUCACUCGUCCCUAGCUGUGAAAGCUUCGUGCACACCAUACUGGCCGGGCACGCGGCUACCCUGGAGGACGUUGCCCUCUCCGGUGCGCACGAGACGACGACGUCCAUCCUGUUGGCUGCCUUGCCGAGACUCCACAGGCUGCGGCUUGACGACGAGGUGCGAGGGUUAGAGGCCGUGGCAGCGUGCAAGACGCUUCGAGACGUUCACAUUACUCUUUACGAAGACCUAGAUAAUCUCGGGAAGAAUGCUGCGGAGUUCCUCCGCCGAGCGUACCGACUGCGACGUGUGCACCUGGAGUACAGUGCGGGAAGCGACACCGGCGCCGAUCACUGCACGGUGUUGGUGGAGGCUCUGGUCUCAUCUGGGCCGUCCCGCGUGGAGUGGCUCUCGCUUGUGAGGUUCGAGGACGUGCGGCCGCUGCUCCGCGUGCUGCCCUCGCUGCCGGCCCUGCGCCGCCUAGAGGUGGACCUGGGCGUCACCGAGGAGCCCGACGACGAGCUGCUCAAGGGCAUCACGCCCGUCACGGCCCCGGCCCUGACGCUCCUGAAGAUUGUGGUGAGUGGAUGUCCCCACGCCUGGGUACACGGGGACACGGCCCAGGCGACGCUCGCGGUGAAUCCCUCGCUUCACAUCCAGUUCUGGUGCCGCACUGUUCGCAAGUGCGAUCCACAGGGAUGCGAGUCAUGCAUGCUAGGCUGCCAUCGGGAAGUAAAUUGGGAUUGGGGGAGUAAGGUAGGCCUCUACUUGCAUGACCCUGACAAGUGUCCCUCUCCGGAGGACCACACUGAGGACACCGACGACUGGGAAUCACCCUUCAUCCCCAAAACUCGUGCAGUUUGCACGUGGAUCCAUUUGUGAUGCAUUUGUGCUUGAUUGGUAAAUGCUCCCAACCUUUUGUUUCGUUCCGUCAGACAUGUUAAAUUGGGCGAAAUCUUUCGAUUUGCAUUGUGAGAAAGGAUUGUUGAUCGGUGAAUAAAUUACCAAGCAUUUGUUCUAA
This is a messenger RNA of Frankliniella occidentalis (western flower thrips), 1727 nucleotides long. RefSeq lists its product as uncharacterized. Bases 188 to 1588 code for a protein of 466 amino acids. NCBI's taxonomy places the organism in Eukaryota, Metazoa, Arthropoda, Insecta, Thysanoptera, Thripidae. The record is from RefSeq and is a predicted model, not a curated record. The transcript has 2 exons. Gene Ontology annotation, molecular function: protein binding.